CUCGCCUUGCGCCCGCGAAAAUUUGAAUGAAAUUGAAAAAUUGUUGCACAUCUUACGAAUCAGAAAUUGAAUAUUGUUAUUUGUUUGAGCUUUUCCAUUAAAAUGGAGAGAUAUAUUGUGAGAGAACCUAGAGUAGCUGAUUAUAAAACAAAUUCGCUAAGUGCAAACCAAAUGAUUACUAGCACAGAAGGAAAUAAUGAAAGAAACGAUAAUGGCAUGUUUAUAGAACGGCCUCUUCGUCGAUCAAAUUUUGCACAUAGCGUACCAUUGUAUGUGCCAUAUCCUCCAGCAAAUAAACAAGAUUUUGGCAUUGUACACAUUGAUUCACCUGGUUAUAUGGUUAAUUGUCUUCCUUCGGGUCAAAGGCCUAUGUUAUCCGGAAUCGAUCCCAGGUAUCUUGCUGCAUAUGCAGACCCUAAUGCGAAUUAUAUAGCUACUGGUCAGAUUCAAAGGGAGAUAGCCCAUAUGUCCCCUAAUACGGCUUUACACGGCGAUUACCAAAACCAAAUGCCUGCGGAAAGGAACUUGGUUCAAACGUUUACAGCCGCAGAAUCAACAAUUAUUUUGGACCCACCGAAGCCCUUUAAUACUCACAACAAUACACAGGCUCAUUGGCAAGCAGUGAACUCUAAGGGAUCUCAAGCACCAACGUCAAAUAUAAUGCAACCACCGAUACAAUAUCCUAAAGAAAAUAAUAACUCCCAAAACAAUUGCCAAUCAGUAAACACCACACCAACAAAGAAAAUAGAGGCUCCGGAUGCGCACAGAUCCGAAUUUCAGAAUCAGAUUAUGAGUCGCGCGGAUAAACUUAAGGCACUUCACAGGAGUGGCGCAAGAGUAUUUUCCGGACCAGUCGAGAAGGUCCUCAAAUGGCAUAAAGCACUUCAGGAUAUUGGCGUUUAUGCACUCUAUGAGAUUGUUGCUAAAUGUGUAAGUAUUCGGCCCGGGGAGCCCUGUGCCAAGAACCUGGUGGUAAGGGACGAGAGCGGGCCGGCUAUGCAAAUUGUUUAUUACGAAGUGGACUUUCUACUGCCCGAGCUCAAACCUCCAUGUACUGUCAGAAUUAUAGGAAGAAUGAUGGCCGGUACAUCUAGAUUCCAAGCGUUUAACGUGCGGUCGGCGACAGGCGACGACGUGGCGACACUGCCUCGUCGUGCCGCCGUCGCCGCCCAUCACGUCGCUAAAAUCUGCAAGGAAUAUGCUGUUUGAACUUUUGAAAUUGAAAUGUUUAUUUGCGUCACAAAUUUAAUUUUCAUCAAAUACGUUUUCAAUUAAAAAUGAAGAAAGAAUUUUUUAUUAUAAUCCUCAGUGCUGGACAACGCACAAUGUAUUUUUUUUAUAUUUGGGGUGGAUAAGUGUCUAUAUUAUUAUUUGUUAGUUUUCGUAGAUUACUUUUGUACUAGGAGUUGUAGUAAAGUUUGUA
Molecule: messenger RNA, 1423 nt
Organism: Plodia interpunctella (Indianmeal moth)
Lineage: Eukaryota; Metazoa; Arthropoda; Insecta; Lepidoptera; Pyralidae
Exons: 11
Coding region: 103-1209 (368 amino acids)
Source: RefSeq, a predicted model, not a curated record